AUGGCUUCGCUCCGAUCCCGUGCCCUCCCUCUCUCAGUCCGAGCUCUCCGCUCAAACCUCUGCUCAACAAGACCCUCAUCAAACUACUUCCUAACCACGCCCGCAUCCACCUCAUCAAACCUAACAUUCCCAAACCGCAUGCACUCAACAUCUUCAGUCUCCGCCGAUGAACUCUCCCACUUUGCAACCCUCGCCAGCUCCUGGUGGGACCCAAUGGGCCCCUCCAGAAUCCUGCAUCUAAUGAACCCCCUCCGCCACGAAUUCAUCGCCUCCUGCCUAGCAGAAGGAACCUCAAGUCCAACCGCAUCCACCCCCUCCACCCCCUCCACCGCAACCCUCAACUACCUCGACGUAGGCUGCGGCGGCGGCAUCUUCGCCGAGUCUCUCGCACGCACAAUCCCCCUCGACCCAACAUCCCCAGCCCCAACCCCAACCCUCGCCGCCUCAAUGACCGCAAUCGACCCUUCAACAGAUCUAAUCCAAAUGGCGCGCGAGCACGCGCGCAUGGAUCCAACUGUCGACACGCACCUACGCACAGGCCAUUUCAAGUACCUCAACACCACGCUGGAGGAUGUACUUGCCGGCAAUGCUCCGAUUUCGACUUCCGCUCCAAACCCACCAAAUUCCAGCUCUCCCUCAACUCAAGUCACUCCCCCACAAUACGACGUCGUAACCCUCUUCGAGGUCCUUGAACACAUCGACCCGAAAACCUCAACACCGCUAAGCUUUUUGACAAACUGCCUUCGUGCACUCAAGCCCGGUGGUUGGCUAAUUGGAUCUACUAUUUCUCGGACAUUGCCGUCGUUCAUUUUGAACCAGGUUAUUGCUGAAGCGCCGUGGCCAAUUGGUGUUGUGCCGCGCGGGACACAUGAGUGGAGUAAGUUUGUUAACCCGGAUGAGGUUAAGGGGUGGUUGCAGGAGGCGUUGAUGAGGGCUGCUGAUACGGGUGUUUCGAGGGGUGGGAGUGCGGUUGCGGAGGGGAUGAGGUGGAAGUGUGUGGGUGCUAUUUAUAUUCCUGGUAUUGGGUGGAAAAUGGUACCUGGGAGUGAGGAUUGGGGGAAUUAUUUCUGGGCUGUUAGGAAGGAGGCUUAG
Molecule: messenger RNA, 1092 nt
Organism: Penicillium robsamsonii
Lineage: Eukaryota; Fungi; Ascomycota; Eurotiomycetes; Eurotiales; Aspergillaceae
Product: 3-demethylubiquinone-9 3-methyltransferase
Exons: 1
Coding region: 1-1092 (363 amino acids)
Biological process (GO): ubiquinone biosynthetic process
Molecular function (GO): 2-methoxy-6-polyprenyl-1,4-benzoquinol methyltransferase activity
Source: RefSeq, a predicted model, not a curated record